CCUGAUUAUUUCUGAUUCACCAAAUUGCAAGUCCUCCAAAUCCACCCUAUCGUAAUUCGUAAAUUACCAUAACACACCAGCUAAACCUAAAGCCCUCGCACUCCCCUCUUCGCUCAGACUCUCUCUCGUCCCGGCGUCGGAGUUGAACUCACUUGGGCGAAGUGCCGAUUUUAUUCGGUAAGUAGUAAUCCGACACCCUUGAUUUCUGGAUUUAGAGAAGUUAGCAAAAUUUUAUGAUUUCUUCUUGGGUUUCCAUCAAUUAGCGAGGUUUUUUCGAUUGAUUGUCUGCAAAUUCCAUUUAGGUUAGUGUAAAUUUUAACUAUUACAAUACAAAUUUCGAUUUUUUUGAAUCUGGAAUCUGGUGUCUGGUGGUGGUAUUAUGAAAUUUGAGAUUUGAAAAUACUAGGGUUUUGUCGAACAAAUCAAAAUGGAAAAUUUCAAGAGUGGUUCGAGGAGGGAUGACACGGAAAAAGAUAGGGCGAGAAGGAGAGGAAGUGAUAGGCGGGAGAGGGAGGAGAAGGAGGAAGAUGGGAAGGGGAAAUUUUCUGAGGAAAGGGACAAUGAGAGAAUGGAUGUUAAGAAGAGAGGUGGGGAUCGUCGACGGAGUGAUUCCGAGAAUUCUGGUGGGAAUAGGAGCGAUUCUUCUGAUUUGGAGCCACGACGUCGGAAUGAUAGGCGUACCAGUGAGAGGGAUGUGAGAGAAAAGGAUACGGGGAGGUGGAGAGGUGGUGAGAGGCGAGAGCGGGUGCAGGAGCAACCGAGGAGAAGGUUUGAGGCAGACCGAGAUGGGAAUAGGAAUGAGCGUGGUGUGAGUGAUUCAGAGAGCUCUGGUAAAGAGCAGGAUAGGAAGAGAAGUGAGAGGCAAGAGAAGGAGCAACCUGUGAAGAAUUUGGACGAGGAAGAAGAUGAUGAUGGGGGGAAUAGGAAGAGAAGAGAUAACAGGGAGAAGAAUGGGCAACGAGAGAACGGAUCUGAGAGUUCUGGUGAAGAGAGGGACAUGAAGAGAAGUGGGAAACGAGAGCAGGAGAAACCUAGGAAAAGGUUGGAUGAGGAAGAAGCUGGUGAUGGGAAGAAGAAUGGGCAUCCAGAGAACGAUUCAGGGAGUUCUGGCGAAGAGAGGUACAAGAAGAAAGGUGAGAGACGAGAAAAGGAACAUCAUAAGAAGAGGUCAGAUGACAAAGAAGAAGAUGGAAAAGAGAGACUUAUCGAGGGCAGGCAUGGUAGAAGAAGGGAUGAAAGAAACAGCAGGAUUGAGCGUCGAGCGAGUGAUUCAGAAAGUUCUGGUGAGGAGGAUAGGCGACGGGAUAGAGAAAGGCGCCGACGGGAAAGAGAGAGGAGAAAGCACCGAUAUGACUCGGAUGAUUCUUCGGAUUCUGAUGGGCGUAGGAAGAGGCAUAGUAAUCGAAGGAGUGAUCAGAGAGAGAGGAAACAAAGACGUGAUCUUGAGGAAGGAGAAAUAAGAUCAAAGAGAGAUAGGAAUGAGAAAGAUUCUGAAUUGAAGAAAGAGGGCAGAGAUGGGAAAGGAGAAGAACCUGCAAAGCCACAAACACAGACUACCACAGAAAUUGGCAAUCCAGGUGGUGAUCUUGCUACCCUUGGGAGGACUGGGGGAGUGUAUAUUCCACCAUUUAAGUUGGCUCGAAUGAUGAAAGAGAUUGACGACAAAAGCAGCAUGGAGUAUCAGCGUUUGACAUGGGAUGCCCUUAGGAAGAGUAUCAAUGGGUUGGUAAACAAAGUGAAUGCCAUUAAUAUCAAGAACAUAAUCCCAGAAUUGCUUGGUGAGAAUCUGAUCCGGGGAAGGGGUCUGUUUUGUCGAUCAUGCAUGAAGUCCCAGAUGGCAUCACCAGGGUUUACUGAUGUGUUUUCUGCACUGGUUGCUGUGGUCAAUACUAAGUUCCCUGAAAUUGGGGAACUUCUUUUGAAAAGGAUUAUUUUGCAGCUAAAGAGAGCUUACAAGCGCAAUGAUAAGCCUCAACUAAUGGCUGCUGUUAAAUUCAUAGCACAUCUCGUGAACCAGCAAGUCGCUCAUGAGCUUGUUGCUUUGGAGUUGCUCACCAUUCUGUUGGAGCAGCCUACUGAUGACAGCGUUGAAGUUGCGGUUGAUUUUGUCAAAGAAUGUGGCUCUGUUCUUCAGGACCUCUGUCCCAAGGCUUUGCAUGGCAUCUUCGAACGUUUUCGAGGGAUUCUUCACGAAGGAGAAAUCGACAAAAGGGUCCAAUUUUUGAUUGAAGGCCUGUUUGCCAUUAGAAAAGCUAAAUUCCAGGGACAUCCAGCUGUCCGGCCUGAACUGGAUCUUGUGGAUCCAGAAGAUCAGCUCACGCAUGAGGUGUCACUGGAAGAUGAGAUAAAUCCUGAGACUGGUCUUGACAUUUUCAAGCAAGACCCUAAUUUCACGGAAAACGAGAGAAGAUAUGAAGAGUUGAAGAAAUCGAUACUAGGAGACGAGUCAGAGGACGAGGAUGGUUCUGAUGCUGGUUCUGAUGAUGAUGAUGAGGACGAUGAUGAAGACGACGAAGACGAUGAAGAGCAGCAAAUGCAGAUAAAAGAUGAAACAGAAACCAACCUUAUAAAUCUCCGAAGAACUAUAUAUUUAACAAUUAUGUCCAGUGUAGAUUUUGAAGAAGCUGGCCACAAAUUGCUGAAAAUCAAACUUGAGCCCGGGCAAGAGAUGGAGUUGAAUAUAAUGUUAUUGGAGUGCUGCAGCCAGGAGAGGACAUAUCUCAGAUAUUAUGGUCUGUUAGGCCAAAGGUUUUGUAUGCUCAACAGAGUGUAUCAGGAGAAUUUUGAUAAGUGCUUUGUUCAGCAGUACUCCAUGAUACAUAGACUUGAGACAAACAAGCUGCGAAAUGUAGCCAAGUUUUUUGCUCACUUGCUAGGCACUGAUGCUCUCCCUUGGCACGUGUUAGCUUAUAUACGUUUGACAGAGGAGGAUACGACUUCUUCAUCGCGUAUCUUCAUCAAAAUCCUUUUCCAGGAAUUGUCGGAGCACCUUGGUAUCCGGUUGCUCAAUGAAAAACUGAAUGACCCUACAAUGCAGGAAUCCUUCGAUUCAAUAUUUCCCAAAGAUAAUCCUAGAAACACACGGUUUGCUAUCAACUUCUUUACGUCCAUAGGGCUUGGAGGAAUAACUGAGAAUCUGAGGGAGUACCUUAAGAACAUGCCACGAAUGAUAAUGCAACAACAGAAACCAGAGUCAGAAGAUGAGUCUGGAUCUGGUUCUGGUUCUGGUUCUGGUUCUGAUUCUGAUUCAAGUUCAUCAGGCUCGGGGUCAUCAUCCUCUGCUGAAUCUGAUUCAAGUUCGUCAAGCUCUGAUGAUGAUAGGCGCAGGAAAAGGAAGAAGGAUGAUAGCAGUAGUGGUAGACAUAGGAAACGGAGGAAGGGAGAUUAGGAAACACACUGAAACCUCUUCUUCCUAGCACUGUCUUGCAUUGGAGAAACAAGUCAUAUUUCAAAUGUAGGUGACACUAAAGAUGGAAAUAGAAUUUGUACUAGUGUAGCUGAGAAUUUUAUUCAAGGUUUUGAAGUUUUGUAAUUACUUGGUUCACUUUUUCUCGUAAAGUUUUUGUCAAAAAUAUUUACGGUUUCGUGAAAGACAGCCAUUUAUCAACUCUUUUCUCA
Messenger RNA from Spinacia oleracea (spinach), 3618 nucleotides. RefSeq lists its product as uncharacterized. The coding region runs from base 428 to 3388 and encodes 986 amino acids. The record is from RefSeq and is a predicted model, not a curated record. Gene Ontology annotation, cellular component: catalytic step 2 spliceosome. Gene Ontology annotation, molecular function: protein binding; RNA binding. Lineage: Eukaryota; Viridiplantae; Streptophyta; Magnoliopsida; Caryophyllales; Amaranthaceae. The transcript has 7 exons. Gene Ontology annotation, biological process: mRNA splicing, via spliceosome.